GCUCUUUACUUUGCCUCAUUUGUUGGACUGCGCCAGUCUGUGGAUAUGCUGCUCGACAGGGGGGCAGACGCCAAUGCCCAGGGCGGAUACUACGGCAAUGCUCUUUAUGCCGCUUCAUCUGAGGGGCACCUCGAGGUAGUCAGGCUGCUUCUCGAGAAGGGCGCCGACUCGACGGUCGCGAGCAAUGACGGAUGGACACCGCUAAAUGCUGCUUCAAGCAGAGGUUACGUCGACAUUAUGAAUCUGCUUCUU
Microdochium trichocladiopsis is the source of this 252-nucleotide messenger RNA. Its product is annotated as ankyrin repeat-containing domain protein. NCBI's taxonomy places the organism in Eukaryota, Fungi, Ascomycota, Sordariomycetes, Xylariales, Microdochiaceae. The annotation marks the transcript as partial. The record is from RefSeq and is a predicted model, not a curated record. Gene Ontology annotation, molecular function: protein binding. The transcript has a single exon. Gene Ontology annotation, cellular component: cytoplasm.